Molecule: messenger RNA, 1461 nt
Organism: Gamsiella multidivaricata
Lineage: Eukaryota; Fungi; Mortierellomycota; Mortierellomycetes; Mortierellales; Mortierellaceae
Exons: 2
Coding region: 1-1461 (486 amino acids)
Source: RefSeq, a predicted model, not a curated record
AUGACAGAAGCUGCACUCGGACUAGACGCCGAAGCGACCUAUCCUUCUCAGGCCUUUCGAAUUUCGUCAUCUUCUGAAGCAUUGCUUGCCUCUUCCACUAUCAAAAUCACCACCCAUCUCUGUAACAGGAUCGGACAAUAUGUCAUUCUCUGGGCGGAUAUUCAGCGGGUAUUCAAGGACGUCCAGUACAUCAUGCACAAUGGUAUCACUGUCCCCUUCAUGACCGAUGAUAAUCUUCAAGAGUUAUCGCCACCAAGGAUCCUCUAUCGUCCUGGAGUUAUUCUUGAUAUUGUUCUCGACGACGACGCCCGCGUGCUCUCUGUCAGAAAGCAAGCAGACUUGGCACUCAUAGACCACCUGGCGGACAUAAGAUUGAGUCUUCAGCAUAUCUUUGAGAGCCAGACCUCGAUCCAGGGCCUUCUACAGACCAUUAUCAAUCAGACGUACGAGCUGAAAAGCAAUCCCUUCAAGAGUAGGACCGCAUUCAAGUCAAGGAUUAAGGCACUGGACCUGCCAGAGAUCAGAGACCUGGUCUUCCAGUAUCUGGAUCGCAAGAGUUAUGUAAAAUGUAUGCGGCUCAACAAGGCAUGGCACGGAUGGGCGGAACUAAAGGUCUGGGAAACGAUCAAACUAAGCGGAAAACCACGAAUGGAUCCUUCUAUUGAAGCUCUUCGACGCUAUGGUCAUCUUGUCAAGACCUUCGAGAUACCCUUUCCCGCUACUUUCAGGACCGAAUAUCAUUCGCUGGAUCUUUUAAACCUCCAAAGUCUUUCCCUGACCCUUUCGAGUGGAAAUGUGCAGCACAUGGCCGAACUCAUUUACCGACAUGGAUACCUGAAGCGACUGAAUGUGAUGCAAGUAGAGGAGGGGAGCGAGUCUCGUCUUGGCAUUUUGCAACUAUGGAAGGCGAUCGCAAGUCUGCAGAACUUGAACAGCCUACAUGUCUGCAACGUCGAUCUAUACACCGCCGUCAAUCUCGAAAGAUUGAGAGAGCUGCAUUUACUUUAUACUAAGACUGCCCAGGAUACGAUACUCCAACAGCUGCAAUUCUUGUCACGAUGUUCAUCCUUGGAGUCUCUCGAAUGGCGUUCAGCCGCUGUUAUUCAAAAGACUGGAGCUGACACAGUUGGAAGAUUUGUGAGGAUGGUCAAAGCGGGGACGUGGCCCAAGUUGGAGGCAUUAACGAUAGAUCCAGGUACUUUGGCCCUUUCUGACGAAAGCAUAGCAUCUAUCCUGGCAGCCAUGCCACGAGUGACGUUCGUGGGGAUGUGCAAUUCAGCAUUCGGUCAACUGUCGAUCCAGUCUCUCAGGGCCCACUUCUCGACCCUCAAGGGGCUUGAUCUCAUGGGAUGUCCUCAAGUGACAAAAACAAUGCUGAUGGAAGUCCUCUCUUUAUGCCCACAGCUAUUAGAGCCCUUCAGAAAUCGCCUCACUAAGAUUGCCGCCGAUAGAAACUUGUAA